GACAGCCUCACACAGUGCUGGACUGUAAAAAGCCUCUCAGCUCUGCUCUCCGGCUGCGGCCACCAGAGAAGAUGCUUCACGCUUACUUUUCAUGAGAUUACUGCAACACUGGGUGGAGUGGCAGCUCUGCAGCUGAUGGGCUGCUGCUGCGGCUCUUUCUAUCUUAUCCCUCUUUCAAUUGGGACGCUGGGGAGAAAUACAUAGCUUGAAACACACUGUUGGGAGGCAAAUGAAUGGAGCAGAGUGACGGGGGAUUUCCCCAGGCUGCCUUCACACCAAUGGAUCUGGACACACGCUUUUAUCUGGCCAAAAUGUGUUUUGCCGAAUAACUUUUUUUCUUUACAAGAUAAUCUCUUAAGAGCUUGCAGCCUGAACACUUUGUGGAUUUUUACUGUAAGGAUCCACACCAUAUCUUAAGCUUAAGGAUGUGCUCUAUAGUCAUACUUCAUCAGUGGAGUCUGGCUGUGUUCUUGCUGUGCUCCCCGGUGACUCUUGAUGGGAGACCAGUUGAUGCACUUAGUAGCAGAACGAGGAGGUCAGUGAGCCACGCCCAGCUGAUGCAUGACAAGGGUCGCUCCUUGCAGGAGUUUAAGCGCCGCAUGUGGCUGCAGGAGCUGCUGGAAGAGGUGCACACCGCCGAUGAGCGAGCUCCACCUGAGCAGAGCAAAACCCAGAGCCAGACCUUCAGUGGGAACGCUCUGCACGAGAAGCCCUCAGGGGCCACCAAGAACCUCCCUGAGAGGUUCAAGCUGGACAGAGACGGCCCUAACCUGCCCCAGGAGACCAACAAGGCUCUGGCUUAUAAGGACCAGCCACUUAAAGUGGCCACCAAGAGGAAAAAAAAGGUGAGGCUAGGCCGACGAAGAGAGAGCGACAAGAAGCGGAGGCGAGCACGGUCUGUUUCAACAAAGGAGCCGUGAAGGACGCUGUGCCGUGACUAAGAGACUCCGUAGAGCUUUUUGGUGCUGCACUAAGACACUAGACUGGGAUCUGACAGACUCUGCCAAUGGCUGACUCAGUCGCUUCAUAUUACAACCAUGGGGUUGUGCUUGUACAGUAUGAUAAUAUUUUGCUGUGUUUGUAUUUUAAAUCUUAUACUUCCUGAAGUUUCGUGAACUAUCAUAAUAACAUCUUCUGUCCAUAUUUAUUUGGGAAAUCUGUAGGCCUCUGUAAAAUUGUUGACUUCAAAAGAAAGCCAUAUGCCGUCAUGUCUAACCAGUCGUAAGCAUGAGUAGAUCAUCGGAGGAACUAUUUAUUGCCUGAAAAAUAAUGUAAUUUCACAACAUUGGGAAGCUAAAUGGUCUACUCUGUUGACUAUUGUGAGCUUACAGUUAUAAACUUACAUACAAACUGUUCACUGAGAACAUCUGUUCAAACUGUUUUGCCAUAAUUUAUUUCUUUGAAAGUGUGUAUUUAUUUUGUGAAUGUAUCACAGUGCUGCUGACUAAAUUCCAUAAUGCACUUUAGUUAAAUCAUGUACAUGUUCUUUUGUGGUUUAUUAUUUAGAAUUUUCUGUUGAUGGUCCUGCUUUCCCUUCCCAACUUAGAUCCUUAAUGGACUUGUAACUUAUUGGAUGUUUAAUGUAAUCUAUUUUCAACAUUACAAUUUUCUUUUUUAACAAGUCCAAGUCAGGGCC
Molecule: messenger RNA, 1636 nt
Organism: Gymnodraco acuticeps
Lineage: Eukaryota; Metazoa; Chordata; Actinopteri; Perciformes; Bathydraconidae
Product: parathyroid hormone-related protein-like
Exons: 3
Coding region: 426-920 (164 amino acids)
Biological process (GO): adenylate cyclase-activating G protein-coupled receptor signaling pathway; bone mineralization; osteoblast development
Cellular component (GO): extracellular region
Molecular function (GO): peptide hormone receptor binding; hormone activity
Source: RefSeq, a predicted model, not a curated record